Molecule: messenger RNA, 300 nt
Organism: Staurois parvus
Lineage: Eukaryota; Metazoa; Chordata; Amphibia; Anura; Ranidae
Source: the annotation of a GenBank genome assembly
ACAGGAGAAGUGGGACUGUGCAGAGUCCAUACAUACAGAAUAGGGACAGAUACCGAGAAUGACACCCGGCAUCCGGGACAGGGAGAAGUGGGACUGUGCAGAGUCCAUACAUACAGAAUAGGGACAGAUACCGAGAAUGACACCCGGCAUCCGGGACAGGAGAAGUGGGACUGUGCAGAGUCCCAAGAAUUGUACCCGGCAUCCGGGACAGGAGAAGUGGGACUGUGCAGAGUCCAUACAUACAGAAUAAGGACAGAUACCAAGAAUUGUACCCGGCAUCCGGGACAGGAGAAGUGGGAC